Drosophila santomea is the source of this 831-nucleotide messenger RNA. RefSeq lists its product as uncharacterized. Bases 37 to 747 code for a protein of 236 amino acids. The transcript has a single exon. Lineage: Eukaryota; Metazoa; Arthropoda; Insecta; Diptera; Drosophilidae. The record is from RefSeq and is a predicted model, not a curated record.
AUUUCUCUGGUUGUAUUUAACGAAUCGCCACGGACUAUGGUUUGGUUACUGGGACUAUUGCCAAUCCUUUGCGCCAGCGUUUUAGCUUCUCGUAAAGAUAACAGUGCUAAUAGCAUUAUACUCAACGAGGGAACUAUAAUGGUAAACACAUCUACUUCGGGUCUCACGGAAGCGGAGGGAAAGACUUAUGUGCCAGGACCUGGAUACAUUCAAGAGACCGUCAUUGGCAAAAAACCGAGUUCUUCAGGCCGGCAGUUGCCAGGUCUUGGAAGUGAUAUCGUUGUUGUGAGCGAAAGUAAGCAAACGAGGGGCAAUGAACAAAAUAUUGUUAACUCCAGAGUGCAAACGGUUACCAGACAGCCCAACAAGCCUAGAAAAGAUCUAUUUCAUGGUGGAAACAAGCCCAACUUUCCUAGAAAAGAUACAUUUUAUGGUAGAAACAAGCCUGAAAAUUAUCCUUUUAAUGGUAGAUACACGCCCAUCUAUCCUAGAAAAGAUCUAUUUCAUGGUAGAAACGAGCCCAACAAUCCUAAUAAUGAUCUAUAUUAUGGUGGAAACAAGCCCAACUAUCCUAGGAAGGAUCUAUUUAAUGGUAGAAACAAGCCCAACAAUCCUCAAAAUGAUCUAUUUGAUGGUAUAAUCCGACCUAACAAGCCUAAAAAUGAUAUAUUUCAGGGUAUAGAGGUGCCAAGAAAUAUUUAUGAGGCCCUUGAACAUGAAAUCAUUGACCACGAUCAUCACGAUUGAAACAUCCUUCAAUUAUUCAUUUAAUUGGGAAGGAAAUACAUUUAUUGUGAAUCGAAAAAUAAAUCCAUAUAUUUUCAAAGCUAA